AACUAGGCGAAACGAAGAAAAUGGCCUUACCUAACGAAAGUAAAAUAAUAAUUAUCCCAGAAAAUAUUUUACUCGAAAUAUUUAGAUAUCUACCUGUUAAAGAUAGAUGCAUUGCUGGAAGAGUUUGUAAACAGUGGCGGCGUAUAGUAAAAGACAAUUCACUUUGGCGUCAUGUAAACUUACUUGAAUACAGACUAGAUCUGUCAAAAAUGUGGAAAGUUCUCCGAGGCCAUUUCUCACCCUGUCUGCUCACCAUGAGGAUUCGGGGCUUUGUUCAUACAGGUUGCAGCAAGCGAAGGAAAGCAUCUGUGUCUGAUGCGAUGCUGACUGAACUCUCCAUCCGAUGUCCCAACUUGUGGCUGCUUCACCUGGAUGACUGCAACACAGAUGGCCUGACACUUGGCUGUCUUCCACCCACCAUAACAGACCUUAGCAUCACCAAGUCCACCUGGAGGCCAAGGUGGCUCAGGGAUAGAAAUGAUAAAUCUCUACCCAACUUAAAAGCUUUGAACCUCAGCUCAACGGUCAGGGUAGAUAACUUUGAUCUAGAAGACAUCAGCCAAUGGACGGACUUGAAUUCUCUUUGCCUGAACGGGUGCUACAGAAUCAGUGAUGUUGAGGUUAUAGCUAAAAACUUAGUACAGCUUGAACUAUUGGACUUAAGUGGUACAUGGAUUGAUGAACUUGGUAUUCAUCACAUUUCUCGCCACCUCAAGAAGUUGAAAAAGCUCUAUGUGGCGGAGUGUAAAGAUGUGAAUGAUUCGUGCCUGGCUACUAUAGCCAGUGGCUUGCCUGGUCUGGAGUUACUGGAUAUCUCAUUUUGUGAGAAUAUUAGCCUUGACGGGGUCAAAAGUUUGUCUGGUUUGUAUCAACUGACUUGCCUUGCCAUGCGCAGAAAAGAGAAGUUCAAUGUAGAAGAUGUUAGGAAAUGUUUUUCACAUGAUUUAAAAAUAGAGACGUGAUAUUAUAUUUAUACAUUUGUGAUAAGUUUU
Physella acuta is the source of this 992-nucleotide messenger RNA. Its product is annotated as F-box/LRR-repeat protein 12-like. The record is from RefSeq and is a predicted model, not a curated record. Gene Ontology annotation, biological process: SCF-dependent proteasomal ubiquitin-dependent protein catabolic process. Gene Ontology annotation, cellular component: SCF ubiquitin ligase complex. Lineage: Eukaryota; Metazoa; Mollusca; Gastropoda; Physidae. Gene Ontology annotation, molecular function: protein binding.